Molecule: messenger RNA, 720 nt
Organism: Adineta ricciae
Lineage: Eukaryota; Metazoa; Rotifera; Eurotatoria; Adinetida; Adinetidae
Source: the annotation of a GenBank genome assembly
AUGUCCUCAGAUGCCGAAACAGCGAGUUAUAUUCUCAGUCUCGGAGACCAACUGUAUAAAACUUUCGGUUUUUUCAUAAUUGUAAUAUGUACAAUUGGAAAUUUAUGCAAUUGUUUUGUAUUUCUUUUCAUUUCGCCGUUGAACAAACAUCCUAAUGCACUGUUUUUAGUUGGUGCAGCAAUCGGCAGUUUAUUAUUUAUAAACGUUGGUCUAUGGACAAAUAUGAUUCGAAUUUUUACUGGAUUUGAUCUAGUGAAUCGAUUAUUAUUUUUUUGUAAAAUAACUACUUGGUUAACAUAUGCUGGCGGUUGUUUUAGUUUCAUGUGUUACUGUUUUGCAGGAUUGUGUCAAUUUGUAAUAUUAUCACCGAAUCCAAAUUGGCAAAGAUUACUAACAAGAACAAGAGCUAAAUCGAUUAUCAUAUCUACAGCGACGAUUUAUAUUUUAAUAUUUAGUCCAUUGUUAAUAUCCAACACGAUUUAUGAAAUUACACCGACGAUAUCUGUUUGCAAAGGUUCAAUUCGAAUUAUCAAUGUAUAUACAAGUUAUUGCGCAAUAGUGGGUUAUUAUUUUCUGCCAGCUUUAUUGACAUUAGUCUUAUUUGGUUUGACAUGGUAUAAUUUUCAACAAUUUUUACGACGCCAACUGAGUAUCGAAGGUGUUGUUACUCGUAUGAUGCUCAUACAAAUGAGUAGUAUAUUGUUGNAGAAAACCUAUUGA